GAGAGUGAAAAAAAAAAAAGUUUAAAAGUCAAGUCAAUUUUGGGAUUUUAUUGCAAAAUCUAUAUUUAUAGAUUUCACUCACCAUUCCAUCAAAGUCUGAGGAAUAAGACUCGUUAAAAGCCCAAGACUCUGGCGUGACACCGCAAGGAAUACACAAAAUUGACGAAAUCAGCAUGAAGAUCUUGGUCUUGAGCUUCUUCUGUUACUUCUUCUUCUUCUUCUUCACUCCUUCUCUCUGCAGGGUACCGUCUGAAACACAAUUAGUAACUGAACCAGAGCAUGCUAGCACCCCACCAAGAGGUUGGAACUCUUACGAUUCCUUUUGCUGGACUAUUUCCGAGGAAGAAUUCUUGCAAAGUGCUGAAAUUGUUUCUAACCGUCUUAAGCCACAUGGAUAUGAGUAUGUUGUGGUGGAUUACCUUUGGUACAGAAGGAAGGUGGAAGGUGCUUACACUGAUUCUCUUGGAUUCGAUGUAAUUGAUGAAUGGGGGAGGCCGAUUCCUGACCCAGAAAGAUGGCCUUCAUCCAAAGGUGGGAAAGGUUUUUCAGAAGUAGCCAAGAAAGUACAUAGCAUGGGUUUGAAGUUUGGAAUUCAUGUUAUGAGAGGGAUAAGCCUGCAAGCUUUUAAUGCAAACACCCCCAUCUUUGACUCUGUCAAGGGAUCUGCCUACAAAGAGUCUGGUAGACAGUGGAGGGCAAAAGAUAUAGGGCUCAAGGAGAGGGCUUGUGCUUGGAUGUCACAUGGUUUCAUGAGUGUAAAUACCAACCAAGAAGCUGGAAGAGCCUUCUUGAGGUCACUUUAUCUCCAAUAUGCUGAGUGGGGUGUUGAUUUUGUAAAGCAUGACUGUGUAUUUGGUGAUGAUUUGGAUAUAGAUGAGAUAACCUUUGUAUCAGAGGUUCUGAGAAAGCUUGAUCGCCCCAUUUUAUAUUCGUUGUCCCCUGGUGCUAGUGCGACACCAGCUAUGGCUAAAGAUGUUAGUGAACUCGUCAAUAUGUACAGGAUUACUGGGGAUGAUUGGGAUACAUGGAGAGAUGUUGUGUCCCAUUUUGACAUUAGCAGAGACUUCUCUACCUCUAAAAUGAUAGGUGCCAAGGGCUUGCUGGGGAGGUCGUGGCCUGACUUGGAUAUGUUACCAUUGGGAUGGCUCACUGAUCCAGGUUCAAAUGAAGGUCCACAUAGACUGUGUAAUCUUAAUCUAGACGAGCAAAGAACUCAGAUGACUUUAUGGGCUAUGGCCAAGUCUCCUCUCAUGUUUGGAGGAGAUGUAAGAAAGCUGGACGAAACCACAUACAAUCUGAUCACAAACCCUACACUGCUUGAGAUAAACUCUUUUAGCUCAAACAAUAUGGAGUUUCGUUAUAUAACUGGCACAGAGGGAUCAACAAGUAAGAAUAAGGUUCUCUCCAAGGAUUUGGCAGAAGGAAGCAUCUUAGAUAGAAGAGCUUUGGGCCUUUCUGUCUGCAUGGAUCCUAAAGCAAAUGGUUGGUCAAUUAAAGCUCUUGACCAAGAUCUUGAAAAAAUCUGCUGGAAAGAGAAAUUGGGAAGCAAAUUUGAGGAACCUCCAUGCCUUUACAAGAGAAAACCUCUUCUGGCUUCGGGUGAAGAGAUGAUCUACAAGCAACAAUAUGAGGGAACACUCCAUUUAUUAGCAAGUGAUGGUAUGGAAUUAUGCUUCGAUGGUUCUCCAAGAAGGAGGCUUACUUCAAAGGAAUUUGGGGGAGGUUCUUUCUCACCUUGCAAGAUGGAUGCUAAUCAGAUGUGGGAGUUAAAUGCUAAUGGAUCUCUCAUAAACAGUUAUUCUGGUCUAUGUGCAACAGUGGGAUCAUUGGAAGCUGAUGUCGAUUCCAGUGGAACUCGCUCUUGGAUUGCAACUGGAAUAAGAGGAGAAAUAUAUCUUGCUUUUUUUAAUUUGAACCCGGAGAAGAUUGUGAUAUCUGCUAACGUAGCAGACCUUUCUAAGGUACUUCCCUGGAAAAACUUGAAAGGAGCAUCAUGUAAGUACCGUGAAAUUUGGAGUGGAAACUAUGGAGUGACAAAACAGUUGAUAUCAAUAGCAGUGGAGAGGCAUGGUUCUGCUUUGUUUGUUCUGCUUUGUGAUUAGUGUAGGAAAGUUUUAUGGUCAGAUACCCUCUGCCCAUUACCUCUUAUUUUAUGUCUCGAUUUUCAUUCUUAUGCAAUGGUGAUCUAUAUUAUCUAUAUUAAUGCUGUUGUCG
Messenger RNA from Durio zibethinus, 2214 nucleotides. Its product is annotated as Melibiase family protein. Gene Ontology annotation, molecular function: hydrolase activity, hydrolyzing O-glycosyl compounds. Gene Ontology annotation, biological process: carbohydrate metabolic process. The record is from RefSeq and is a predicted model, not a curated record. Lineage: Eukaryota; Viridiplantae; Streptophyta; Magnoliopsida; Malvales; Malvaceae.